This is a messenger RNA of Punica granatum (pomegranate), 4104 nucleotides long. The record is from RefSeq and is a predicted model, not a curated record. NCBI's taxonomy places the organism in Eukaryota, Viridiplantae, Streptophyta, Magnoliopsida, Myrtales, Lythraceae.
AUAGACAGAUAGACAGACUCUCGCAGUCGACGCCUCAUGUCACCUCUCCUUCCGUCCUUCCUUCCUUUCCUUCUGUCUGCUUCGAUCAAAUCUCCAUUGCUCUCCCUCUGCAAAUCUGUAAUCAUGAAAUCUCGGGGAGAAGAACAAGAAGAAGAAGAAGAGGAGCCCAUAGCGGAUGAUGGCCUAGAGGUAAUCUCCAUUGGUUCGCUGUACAGAGGGCGGUGGGAGAAGAAGUACUGGAGCUGCUCUAGGGGGAAAAACCGAUAUCCUUAUCCAGUUGGAUAUCAUGCUGUUCGGUUUCAUGAUGGGAACGGAUUUGAGAUGGAAAUCCAUGAAGGUUCUAUAGGGCCUUUAUUUGAGAUUACGACUGCUCACGGACAUUCCUGUUCUGGACCAACCCCCAAUGUUGCUUGGGAGAAAUUUCAGAAGAAAGGUGUUCCCCGCAAGAAGAUCCGGCAUGAUAAGAGGUUUUCAUGCAAAAUUGAUGGUGUUGAGCUUUUCGGUUUUAAAGAUCAAGUUGUUCAGAGAUUUCUUAGGGAGCUUGUGGCAGAUCUACAUAGAAGUGCAGGGUGUAGUCUACUAUCUCCCACCUACUGCAAUGGAGCUGCAGUAGCUGAAAUGGAAAGUGAAUGCACGGAUUUACGUGCAUACCAGAACUCAUCGGCUUUCCUGCCUAAGCCACUAACUACAGGAAAUAUAAGCCAGAAGCAUGAAAAAAUAGUUAAUGAGUCAGAGAGAGCAGCUAGCCCCGAAAGACUUAAAACUGAGAUGCAGAAUGAUAUUGAGGUUAUAUCUUCAAGCAGAAAACGGCGGAGGAAUUCCAAGAACACUGAAAUCAUGGAUUUCCCUGCUUCAAAAGAGGUGGUUUUGAAAGAAUUUCAAGGAACGCUUCCAAGAAAAGCAUGCCCAAGCCAUGUACUGGAGGCAUGUGAAUUGCUUAAAGCAGCUGGAGAAGGUUUGACUCCUAGCAAUUCUGAUGAUGUUUGUAGUCUUGUUAGGGAAGCUGCAACUUCUGAGGGAAACAAGCAGGAGCAUCCAGAAAUUUGCAGAUCAAUUACCAUAACUGACAACAUUUCACUUGAUAGGUUAUGUAUUGAGGAAAUGGAUCCCUUGAAUUCUUCAGUGCUGAUGGAAAGUAUAGAUGAAGAAGCUGCAAUCGUAGAAGACUCUGAGGACAUUACUGACAGUGAUGCAGUUCUUAUUGUGGAUGACACACCAGAUGAGUUGUCAGAGGACGAACCAACUGCAGCCCAUACGAACUGGAAUGAAGGUUUUGUGAGUGAAUCACAUCCAAAAGAACUGGACACCCAAUAUUCAGGUGGGAGCUCAGAAAAGAGUGAAUUUGACUCUGUUGGUCAGGAAAUAGCUCAAUCUAUGAUGGCAGUUCUGCUUCCCCAAGCACUUCCUCUUCUCAGAAGGGGCUCAAGGAAGAAAAGGGAGAGAAAGGGAAGGACUUGUCUGGUGCAAAAUCCUCCAAAUAACAGCAAACUUCAGGAGAAUGACAAUAUUGACAGUUUGGUGAAUGUAUCAUCUCCUAGUGCAGAUGUAACUAUCUCUAAACUUGAUCUAGUGAAUGGGAAAAAAGUGCCAGCUCAGGAUGCAGAUGUUGACAUUGCUGCCAAAAAUAUAGAACAUGCUUACAGUGCUGCUGCUCCUGAAGGUUCAGGGAAUCAUCAACAUACACCUCAAGCGGAUUAUUGGGAUUCAUUGGAUGAUCAGGACAUACUGGAUUUUAUAGAAACAAGUGAAAUGGCGAAUAUUGUCUAUCAUGAUAAACAGCAUGCGCCUUUUGAUGAGAAGCUUCGGGAGAAUGACUCGAAUGCUUCUGGGCAGUUGUUGCCUCAGAAUUUUCAGAGGCAUGAACUUAUUUCAGAAAGAUCGGGUUUUCUAUAUGCUGGCCUGAAUUCUGACCCUAAAUCAUUUGGAAUACAUCAUGAGGAGCAAGGAUUUAAGAUUGCAUCCAUCAAUUCUGAAGCCCAUGGUGUUAAUGAUGCUAAUGCUCAGAAUGCUAAAGCUGAUGAUGAAACCGGAGAUGCAGGCAAUGGAAAUUGUAGUCACAUUCCAAGUGCAAGGCUUCUAAGUAGAAUGUGUGAAGCACCCCUCUCAGAAAGCACUGUGCAUAGAAAUUCUGGAAAUAAUUAUCUCAGAGAAAGAUGCCCUAUUGAUGGACACCUGAUGGCUUGUGAAACAUGUGAAGUCUGUUCUAACGAACAACCUAAUUAUUCCAGAUCUAAUGCCGACGAAUCCUUGCUUGAUGGCCAGCGUAAUGUUUCCUGCAGAAAGUAUUCUACUGCAAAUGGCAAACUUAAGUUAAAUGGAGUCCCUGUAGUAUCAGAAAAUGAGGUAUCUAUUUAUACCUCCAGUGAUAGGGGUACCUCUGGUUCUAUUGUUCCGUCUGUCUCAAAUGUUGAAAAAUCUCAAUCCUGUGUACACAUGGGUUUGGAUGUAAAGAAAGACAUUGUCAAGUUAAACAACUGUUUAUUAUAUCAAACACCAACUAGAGGCUUCCCUGAUAUCACAUCAUCUGCUGCCAAGGAAGAUCAAGUAGUUUCUCAACGACUCGAUGGGCAUGUGAAGGCUUACACUGAGCUCAAGGGCAUUCUUCAGUUUGUAGGAUGCUAUUCUCAUCCCCUACCUACACUAUCAGUAUUGCUAGGACGAUAUGGGAGUGUAAUAUACUUGUGCGUUCAAUGUGGCCUUCUAGUAGAUGAAGUAAGGACUCUUUUUCUCUACAAGUUACUGACUGAAGAGCCAAGGAUAGGUUGCCCUUCUUUUAUUGGUCAGACAUCACUUCUUCCUCCAAUUUCAAAACCCAGCUUUGGUGGAAUAACGCUCGAAAGAACGUGGUUUCAAAUGACACCAGAUGGGCAAAGGCUGAUAUUGCUUGGGAAUGCCAAAACACCAUAUUGCAGGGAAAGAAGAAUUUCAUGUUCAUGCUCAACAUGUGCAUCAGUCUGCUUGGAUGAUUAUGCAAUUCGAAUUGUUCAAGUAAAUAUUGGAUAUGUGACAAUUGUGUUGAACCUAAAAAGCGUAGAUAGAAUACUCUCAGUACUGGUUUGUGAGCCUAACCGUCUGGUUGCCACUGGAGAGAGUGGAGGACUGCAUUUGUGGAUUAUGAAUCGGACAUGGAGUGUACAACUAGAAGAAUUUGACCUACCCGCUUAUGGGUGCUUCUCUCCUUGCAUAGUGGAAUUGAAGAAAGUCCCGAAACAUGCAUCGCUCCUUGUCGGCUCUAAUGGUUUUGGGGAAUUUACCGUAUGGGAUAUUUCAAGACGCAUCUCCGUAGCCAAGUUCACUGCUCUGAGCACCAUAGUCCACCGCUUUCUUCCGAUCAGUUCAUUUAGCUUGAGAUGGAAAGAUACAGCUUCCAGCAGAUCCAAUGUGGACGAGCAUAUAAAUGAAAUUAUGGCUGCAACGACAAGAACGUUCCAAGAGUCUGAUGGCAGCCAUCCCUCUCUUCAUCUUCAACUAGAAGGGGGAGAACUCGCCCUCUGGCUUCUUGUAUCUGCUGUCUCUGAUGCUGAAGAUGACUGCCUACGAAAUGCUUCUGAGGUAAAUUCUGUUGCUUGGUGGAGACUGGCUCUACUGGCAAAGAAUGCGAUGAUCCUGGGAAGCCCUCUCGAUCCGAGGGCUGUUGCUAUAGCUGCAUUAUCGGGUCAUGGGGUGAUCGGUACACGCGAUGGAAUCGUCUACCUCUGGGACUUAUCUACGGGAAAUAAACUCGGCACGCUACAUCACUUUAUUGAAGGAAAUGGCAUUUCUUGUAUAGCAACGGAUGAUUCAACAUCAAGCAUCUUAGCGGUGUGUGGCAACAAUGGGGAGGUGAUGGUGUAUCAGCAGCCUCAUGGGGGCAGUGCAGAUUAAGUCGGGAAGAAGAGAACCCAUUUUACUGCUCUCGGUUGGGUCUCUCUUUCACGUAUUAUAAAAUGUUAUUAGUCCAUUCACCAGAUACGCAGUUCGUGACAAAAUGGCUGGUGCCGCGGCAUCUUGUAUAGUCCUUGGACAGAAUGCAUCGCCCUACUCUUUUAUUAUUGACGUUUUUCAACCUUACCAUGAAGUAAAAUUCUAAAAUAAUAUGAAAACAUAUGCUUACGCUUAUGGCUA